Molecule: messenger RNA, 1220 nt
Organism: Leptopilina boulardi
Lineage: Eukaryota; Metazoa; Arthropoda; Insecta; Hymenoptera; Figitidae
Gene: Dpck
Product: dephospho-CoA kinase
Exons: 3
Coding region: 109-816 (235 amino acids)
Biological process (GO): coenzyme A biosynthetic process
Molecular function (GO): ATP binding; dephospho-CoA kinase activity
Source: RefSeq, a predicted model, not a curated record
UGACAACACUGUAAGUACAAAAAUCGCGAAAUCACAAGUUUUGCUGAAAUGUAUACAUGACAGAACUGAAUUUUCUUAUUAUUUAAAUAAAUUUAAUAAUCAAGAAAAAUGUUUAUUGUUGGAUUAACAGGUGGUAUUGCCACUGGAAAAAGUACUGUUGCUGCAAUAAUGCGUGAACAUGGAAUACCUGUCAUUGAUGCUGAUAUUGUUGCAAGAAAAGUCGUUGAACCAGGAAAGCCAGCGUGGCACAAUAUAAGAAAAGAAUUUGGAUCGGAUGUAUUUUUGGAGAAUGGAGAACUUGAUCGUGUCAAAUUGGGCGAUUUAAUAUUCAAUGAUGUUGAGAAGAGAAAAAAAUUAAAUACCAUAACGCAUCCUCAUAUUUAUAGAGAAAUGGGUUGGCAAGCAUUUAAAUGUUUUCUCAAAGGUCAUCCAUUUAUUGUUAUGGAUUUACCAUUACUUUUUGAAACUGGACAUAUGCUUGGAUAUUUAUAUAAAGUUAUUGUCGUUACAUGUGAGGAAGAUCUUCAGCUUCAACGAUUAAUGGAGCGUUCAGGUUUCACAGAAGCUAAAGCAAAAUUACGAAUAGGCGCACAAAUGUCGCUUGAAAAAAAAGCGGAUAUGGCAAAUUUUGUUAUUGAAAAUUCAAGCAGCGAUCGUGAUACACGCGAACAAACAAUAAAAGUCAUCAAUGUUUUAAGAAAUUAUAAACAACAUUGGAAAAUACGAAUUUUAGUUGGAUUUUGUUGUACUGUAUUAUUGGCUGGUGUUUAUUGGCUGAGGAACAAAUCCUUAAAGUCAAUACCUGCAGUUGCAUAAAAAAAAGGGUGAUACAAAAAAAAAAAAAUAUAUUAAAAUAAUUGUCCCAAAACGUGACAAUUUAAGUCAUCAUCGAAUAAUUAAUUUUUCAGUUGAAAACUUUAAAUAUAAAUGAACUUUGUUGUUAAUAUUGUAAAAUUCCAUUUUUUACUCACAAAAUAGUUAUUAAUUUAAGAAUUUAGAUCUGAUUUUUUUAAUUAAACUUUCUUUACUUUAUGAUCAUUUUUUUUUUUAUUUAAAAAGAUUUCCAAACUUUGUAUAAAAAUUUACUUAAGCACAAAAAUUCGAUAGCUCAAACUUGUUAAUUUUGCGUAUUUGAAAGACAAGAUUAUUUUUUGUUUACUUGUUACUUUGUAUUUCGAAGAAUAGAAAUAAAAUGUACUCGAAAGAGGUUUUCUAUUUAA